AUUUUACCACCCUUACGCCUUACGUGCUUUAUUCAUCCCAUCCCAUCCCAUAGAAAAAUAAUACAGACGAAUCUAUUAGCAAACUCGAGCCCUCUUGAAUCCUUUUUUUGCUCUGAGUUGGCUCUUUUUUAAUUCUGCAGACGUUGUAGCCAGCUGCUUCUCUUUUUUCCUCUGGUCUGUUUUCUUUUUAUUCUUUUUCAUUUUCUUCUAGUGAACAUAUUCCGAUGCACUACAGCCGGUGACGCGACUCUCCUUUGCCCCCUUUAUUCUAAGAAACGACAGAAAAAGGGUUCCGAUAACAUCCUCACUUCCUAAUUUAUCGUUACGAGUCGCGCGCCUGGUUCGAGUCAUUCCAAUAUCCGAUUGACGAUACCGAUAUCCGAAUACCGUCGUCAACUCGUUGGUCGUAAUUAUCGGUAAUUUAUCAAUCAACACGUUCGUUAUCCGCGACAUCAAGAUCGCACCCUGUCAGCAGCCAUGAGGCUCGCUUCUCUCGCGCUGUUUCUCAGCGCUGCCGUCCUCGGCACUGCGCAAGCAAUUGGUGCGGAGACGAACGAUAGUCCAGAUCAAGAAAACACAUAUUUUAAUGGAAAAAGAGUACCCCCGUUACUUGAGAUAACGGGCGACACUUUCGAUAAGGAGGUUCAGCAGUCCAAAUUCCUUGUUGUCAAAUAUUAUAGCCCGUACUGCCCUCAUUGUAUAGAUUUUGCUCCGACCUAUCAGACCUUGUAUGAAUAUUAUUACACCUCGAAAGCCCCGAGCGACCCUGAAUCACCAACGUCUACCUCUUCAUUCGAGAAAUACUACGACAUCCGGUUCGCUUCAGUAAAUUGUAUUGUUAAUGGCGAUUUGUGUACGAAACAUGAUGUCCAGGCAUGGCCUCAGGUUGUCGUAUACAAGAAUGGGGAACGAGCCGAUUUCGUUAAAGGCGGAAAAGGCAUGGAUGUCCUUUCAACUAUGAUUGAAGACGUGCUUGAGAAAGAGAAGCCUGGUACACGCCCGACAGGAAUCAAGCUCCCCGAACCUGGUGCGACAAACCUGCCCACUGCCUCCGAGACUACACCACAGAAAGUAGACAUCACCAAGCCGUCCAAACCAUCUAAGCCUACCAAGACCCCCAAUGAGCAAGGAAUCUCCGUAUCACUCACGGCCGAAAGCUUUCAGACUCUCGUCACAAUGACCCAAGAACCUUGGUUUAUCAAGUUUUACGCUCCUUGGUGCCACCAUUGCCAGGCCAUGGCUUCGAACUGGCAACAGCUUGCUAAGGAAAUGAAAGGCAAGCUGAAUGUUGGUGAAGUCAACUGCGAUGCUGAAUCUAGGCUGUGCAAGGAUGUUCAUCUUCGGGGUUAUCCCACCAUCCUUUUCUUCAGAGGAGGUGAACGUGUUGAAUACAAUGGCUUGCGUGGACUCGGCGAUUUUAUUCAAUAUGCUGAUAAGGCUUUGGAUGUUUGCGGCGGUGUCCAGGAUGUCGACGCUGCUUCCUUCAAGGCUCUCGAAGAAAAGGAAGACGUUAUUUUCGUUUACUUCUAUGACCACGCCACCACAACCGAGGAUUUCAUGGCUCUCGAGAGAUUACCUCUUAGCCUAAUUGGACAUGCUAAGCUGGUUAAGACGAAGGACCCCGAACUCUAUGACCGAUUCAAGAUUACAACGUGGCCAAGGUUGUUAGUAUCACGAGAAGGUAGACCUACUUAUUAUAACCCUCUCACGCCCAGGGAAAUGCGCGAGACUCAUCUUGUCCUGACCUGGAUGAAGUCUGUCUGGCUACCUAUCGUUCCGGAGCUCACUGCCUCGAAUGCACGUGAAAUCAUGGAUGGCAAGAUUGUUGUCCUAGGAAUUCUCAACAGGGAAGACCAGGAAACAUUCGUGAGUGCUAAGCGUGAAAUGAAGCGUGCUGCAAAUGAAUGGAUGGACAAGCAAAUCCAACUAUUCCAGCUUGAGCGACAGAACCUCCGAGAUGCUAAACAGCUUCGCCUCGAGGAAGCAGAGGACCGCAAUGAUCAGCGGGCUUUACGAGCUGCCAAGAGCAUCCGAAUCAGCAUGGAUAUGUCUGAUCGUAAGGAGGUUACUUUUGCCUGGGUUGAUGGUGUCUUUUGGCAAAGGUGGAUCCGGACUACUUACGGUAUUGACAUCAAGGAUGGUGAACGGGUUAUCAUAAACGAUGAGGAUAAUCGACGAUACUGGGAUAUGACCAUUACCGGUAGUCCCAUUGUUCCUUCGCGAGUAUCGAUCCUUGAGACUAUUUCGAAAGUCACUGCUUCCCCUCCCCUAAUUAAACCUAAGCUCACGAUCUCGAGCUUCGAGAAGAUAUUCUUCGACAUCCGAGUCACCUUUACCGAACAUCCUUAUCUCUCCUUUGGCUGCAUUGCGGGACUUGGUCUAGGUUGUGCGUCAUGGUUCCGAGGACGACUUCGGAGAAACCGUGGCAACUUCCGCCUAGAAGACAACCUCCCUAUCAAGGAGAUAAAGGAGGGUCUUCUUGGUACCACCGCUAACGGGAAGAAGGAUUGAACAAUUUCUUUAUUUUCGGACGGAAGCAAAGAAUUGAAGCAUCGGCAUUGGGAAGUCAUGGGUUCCUGGAGUUUAUAUCAUCCAGCGGGAGUUCUGUAUAAUACUCUCUUGUGUCCUUGCGCUUGCACAUGUCACCCAUACAACUGGCCGUUGUCAUUUUAUAAAGGCUCGGUGUCUUGGUUAUGGGCACGUUUAUAUCAACACAGAAAGCUACGGCGCGACACGAAACUUUGGGGUUCAGGGAAACGAGAUUCAGGAAGGGAGUUACUGAGGGGAGCAGUCGAGGAAAGAAAAAUGAGAAUGGUUACGCCAAACCGGACUCUUGUGUUUUCAUCACGGAAGCAGAAACGAAUGCAUCAUCAUAAUAAUAUCCCCUAUACUACUUUGACAUUGCUCUACAUUGUCUUGUUCUUUCACUUAAACCUCCGCGAUGGCCUCGUGCACAACGUCUACAUAGAAUAUUCACUAGAGUUAAAGGGAACGGAUGCUUCUUGCAUUAUAACAUCUCGCCCUUUGGUAGAUAAAUUGAGACAUCAAUACAGUACCUCCGCCAUCCCUACGUUUGGAUUAAAAAGAACAUGGGAGCGCAUAUCAGAUACUGAAUGGCUGUCUUACUGAUUGUAGGUAAAUGUUUCAUGAGUGAAUCUAAUAAUUAAAGGCGCCUCUCGAGCGAAGCUA
Messenger RNA from Hypoxylon trugodes, 3189 nucleotides. Its product is annotated as thioredoxin-like protein. The transcript is spliced from 3 exons. Gene Ontology annotation, molecular function: protein disulfide isomerase activity. The record is from RefSeq and is a predicted model, not a curated record. The coding region runs from base 478 to 2511 and encodes 677 amino acids. Gene Ontology annotation, cellular component: endoplasmic reticulum. NCBI's taxonomy places the organism in Eukaryota, Fungi, Ascomycota, Sordariomycetes, Xylariales, Hypoxylaceae.